Messenger RNA from Saccharomycopsis crataegensis, 2844 nucleotides. RefSeq names its product Scy1p (gene SCY1). Gene Ontology annotation, molecular function: ATP binding; protein kinase activity. Gene Ontology annotation, biological process: protein phosphorylation. The record is from RefSeq and is a predicted model, not a curated record. The coding region runs from base 1 to 2844 and encodes 947 amino acids. NCBI's taxonomy places the organism in Eukaryota, Fungi, Ascomycota, Saccharomycetes, Ascoideales, Saccharomycopsidaceae. The transcript has a single exon.
AUGUUUAAUAGUGUAUUUAAGACAGGUAUAUAUGCGCACUAUACCGUCAGCUCAACUCCAAGUUUCACCAACACUCCUUGGACAAUCUACAAUGCAAAAAGUACCAAGACAAAGCAGCCAUGUUCAUUGUUCAAAUUUGAUAAAAAGCUCUUUGAACAAUACGUUUAUAGCAGCUCCAAUAAUUCAUUCAAUAAUCUCAGCAGAUCAACAUACAAGAUGAUUUUGGCGGAAGCCACCAACUAUAUUAGAGCUUAUGUCAACAACAUGAUCAAGUUCAAGCAUCCAAAUAUCUUAUCGGUUAUUGAACCUUUGGAAGAACGUCAGAAUAGCAUGAUCUUUGUCACUGAGUUGGUCAGUACUGAUUUACAGAAUUUUGUGAGGGACCAAAUUAGUAAAGGGGAUUACAGCGAAAACCAUUUGAUUUUGAUUAAUGGGUUGUCGCAAGUCUGUGGGGCUAUGGAAUUCUUACACAACAAUGCCAACGUCAUCCAUUUAAACUUAAUUCCUUCCAGUAUAUUUAUAACUGAGAAACUUGAUUUCAAACUUUCUGGUUUCAAUUUCAUUGAGAAAUACGAUCCAAACAAUAGUAGUUAUAACUUUAUCAUGUCUGAUGAAAGGUUUCCAAAGUUCUUGUCAAUAAAUUACGACUAUAGUGACCCUUCGUUAGUAAUUGAUCAUGAAUUGUCAUAUGCCAACGAUAUGUUUUCGUUGGGGUGUCUUAUCUAUCAUUUGUUGAAUGACAAACCUGGAAGAAAGAUUAUGAACUCAAAUAAUGAUAUGUAUGACUAUAAAGCGGCCGCUAAUAAAGUUAGAACAGGAAAUAUAAAGUACCAUUUCAGUGAAGAUUUCUUGAACGCCAGCUUUAAAAAAUUGAUUGAUAAUAAUUCCAACAUGAGAUUCAGCAUAGAAGAAUUUAAAAGUUCUAGUUUCUUCAAUAAUGAGCUAUUGAACUCCUUGGAUUUCAUUAAUAAUUUCAAUUCAAAGACUUUACUCGAGAAAAAUGUCUUCCUAAAAGGCUUCAAUGCCAGAAAUUAUUUUGCGAAAUUCCCAAAAUUUAUUCUUAUUGAUAAAUUCCUACCAAUUUUGAAAGAGACUAUUGCUAGUAUCUCUAAUCUUGUGAUUUUCCCAAUAACCUUGACCUGUAUUUUGCGAAUCGGGAAGAAUUUAUCCAAUCUUUCCUACAUCAAUUUAUUAUUGGAAGUCUUCAAACCAAUCAUGAUUAAAACCAACAGCAAAAAGGUGGAAUUAAACAUUAUAUGUUUCACAGAAAUUGAAAUCAUUAUCCUUGACCACCUAAAGACUAUCUUGAGUAAAAUUAAUACCUCCACUCCCGCGAGUUUUAAGAAGGUGGAAAAAUCGUUUUUGGUACCAUUAAUCAACCACAUAUUGGCUGACGGAGCCAUGUCUAUUGAGCAGAUACAGAAUGAGGCUAAUAGUAACGCUAUUCAGAAUGCUUUUAAUACAGUCAAGACUCUUGGCCAAGUAUCACCCGAAAAAUUGAAGAUUCAAGAAAAGUUUCUAUCAAACUUAUCACUUAUCAUUUCGACUUUGAGUAAACAAAAUGAAGCUAACGCUUCAAGUGGCACUGAUAAUGGAGUGGUUGGGAGCGUCACUAAUAGUGUCGCUGGUGUUGCAAAUGCUCUUUCUGGAAAUAUUUCAACCAUCAAAUUUAUUGAAAAUGAGAUUUUUCCAAAAGUGUCGCAACUUUUUAAAACAACUGCAUCUUUGACCAUUAGAGUGGAGGUGAUAAAUAAUUUUAUUAUUUUGGUUAGAGACAGAUCACUUUCUUCAACAUUUGCGGCGAAGAAUAUUAUCCCAAUGUUAAUUGGUAUUAAGCAGAAAAAUAAUCAAUUAGUUUUGAAAGGAUUAUUUGAUUUUUACAGCCUUUAUUACAAUAUCGAUGAUUUAUUUGAUAAAGAACUAUUAGUGGGAACAAUAUUACCAGAAUUGUUGAAAUUGGCAUUUAAUAGCAACGAGUUGACAAUUGAGAAAUUCAACGAGUUCUUCACGUUAAUUUUACAAUUCGAGAAAAAACUCAAGGAAAAACAAGUACUCUACUUACAAAAAUUCGAUGAGAAAAAUACAAUCAAGAAUCAGAGUAUGAGAUAUUCUAAUAAUGAUAAUGAUUUGAACAGUCCACUUGGUUCGCCGAUUAAUGAUGAGCAAGCUGCGACUUUUGAAUCCAUUCUCGGUGGUAAUAAUAACGGCUCCCAAAACUUUGCCACCAGCAACUCUUCAAAUGAUGUAGCUAAUAUGAAUUCGAUGUUUGCAAGCUCUAUUAACCUUGAUUCUCAACAGGAACCUAAAAAGAUUCCCAAAAGCACCCCUGGGGCUUCUACUGCCAACGUGCUAACACCAUCAAGAAAACCAUCAUCAAAUACAAUUCGUCAUCAGCCUCUGUUUGGGGCCAUGACCCCAACUAACCAGAUGGGCUCUCCAAGCUCUGUGGAUGCGCCAUCGUUUGGAAUGACGAGUCCAACAAGCACUUUCGGAGUCAUGCAGCCGACAUUAUCUACAAUAGAACCGACAAAAAGCACAACGACGACAAUUCCAGGAAAUUCUUCCAGCUCCAAUAUUGAUUGGUCUCUGGAAUCCACAAAGAUCAACUCUGGGAGACUUACUAUGGCGUCCAAUAACGUAUUGAAACCAAAAACUAAAUCUGUAACAAGUGGGACUGCAACAUCAACUAAGAAUUUUCCGCCGGGGUUCUCCUCUGGGUUGAUCCAACCUACCAAACCAAACAAUAAUAAUAAUAAUAAUAAUAAUAAUAAUAAUAAUAAUAGUGAUAAUAACAGUGAUAUUUUCAAGAAGGCUUCAGACGAUUUCUUCGAUAGUUUUAUAUAG